AAUUCUGUGUUAUAAUAAAAGAUUCUUUUGCAAAGUGGAUUUAUUUCAUCUUCACAAGUAUUUGAAAUUGGGAUUUUUAAAAAAAUGUUUUACAUGCAAGAACUGGACUGAAGCAUCAGUAGGGAUUUCUGAAAUGGGUGAAACUUCUUGGCAGGUCCUUUGUUAAGAUGCAAGAAAGAUGUGACUGGUUUUUAAUAUGAGCAUCUGCAUUACCCUGCUGCUGAAACUAUGCUCUUGAGGAAAAGAUGCAGGUACGGAUCACGGAAACUGCAGUUUCUCUUGUUGGUGCUGGUCCUCACCUUCUUACUAUUGAUGGUGUCAGUGCGGAACCCAGCACCCAAAGACCUGAACAAGGAAGGAAUCUCUCCGCCUGCAAACUACAACCCCAAAGAAGGGUACCAGGUGGAUUUUGGAGAGCCUCAAGAAAUCGUAGACUCUCCGGAGAACAGCGAGCAGUAUUUUCCCCUGGAGGGACUGUCGCCCUUCCUCUCCCUAAGGGAGGACGAGCUCCUGGUGGCCAUAGAGGCACCAACAGCCAAGAGGAAACAUUUCAAACCUAGGAAAGGGUACCGGAUGGUCAGGCAGCAAAACAAAAGGCAAGAGGAGAAAAAGCAGGUGCAAGAUCCGGAGUUCCUGCUCCAGUCCCUUCCCUUGCAGGUGGGAGAACAGGCUGAUGCAAGUGAACAACUGCUUAUGGCUGGUCUAGAAGUUCAUGGGUUUAAUGAAGCACUCAGCCAACAAAUCCCUCUGCACAGGGAGCUUCCUGAGGUACGGCAUCAUUUGUGCCUGCAACAAGAAUCCAGUCCCAAUCUGCCUACGGCGAGUGUCAUCAUCUGCUUCCAUAAUGAGGCCUGGUCGACUCUCUUGAGGACUGUUCAUAGCAUCUUGGAUACAGCCCCCAGGGCCUUUCUCAGAGAAAUCAUCCUUGUAGAUGACCUCAGCACACAAGGAUACUUAAAGUCAUCCCUGAGUGAGCACAUCUCUAAGCUGGCAGGUGUGAAAUUGAUUAGGAGCAACAAAAGACUAGGGGUCAUCCAGGGUCGUAUGCUUGGUGCUGCACGAGCAACAGGGGACAUUGUGGUCUUCAUGGACUCCCACUGCGAGUGUCUCAAAGGCUGGCUAGAACCUCUGCUGGACAGACUAGCCAGUGACAGGAGUCGGAUUGUCUCUCCUGUCAUAGAUGUAAUUGACUGGAAGACCUUCCAGUAUUAUCCCUCUAUGGACCUGCAAAGAGGUGUUUUUGACUGGAAAUUAGAUUUCCACUGGAAGCCGCUGCCAGAACGUGAAGAGAAAGUACGACUAUCUCCCAUCAGCCCCAUCAGGAGUCCAACAAUACCUGGAGCAGUAGUAGCUGUGGACAGACGUUAUUUCCAAAACACAGGGGGUUAUGACUCUGAAAUGAUCUUUUUGGGGGUUGAAAAUCUUGAGCUAUCAAUAAAGACCUGGCUUUGUGGUGGGUCUGUAGAAAUCCUCCCAUGCUCACAUGUGGGACAUGUCUAUCAAGCUGGAAUUCCAUACAACUUUCAAGACGAAGAUGCAAUAGUGAGGAACAAAAUCCGAAUAGCUGAGACCUGGUUGGGUACAUUUAAAGAACUCUUUUAUGAACAGAACAGGAAUGCAUAUUUAAUAAGCAAGGCUUGGAGGCCAAACUGUAGUGAGCGUUUUCAGCUGCAGAAGAGAUUGGGAUGCAAAGGUUUCCAGUGGUUUAUCUCAAAUGUAUAUCCUGAACUUCAUCCAUUACAGCGCAGAAUAAGAUUUUCAGGCAAGCUAUACAACAUUGAUGCUGGAUUCUGUGCAGAGUAUAAGACUCAACAGGAUGCUGGUGGUGGUCACAUUGAGUUAUCCCCGUGCGAUGAUAAUAUCAACCAGCACUUUGAAUACAAUGCCAUGAAGGAAAUCUGUUUUGGUUCUUCACAACAGCUGUGCUUUGAUGUCAGGCACGAAAAAGUUGUCCUUCAAAACUGUUCAAAGGCAAUGGAAAACAGCUCACAACACUGGGAUAUCGAGGAGAAUGGAAUGAUUGUCCAUAUUCUUUCCGGUAAAUGCAUUGAGGCCUUGAAGACAGACUUGUGUUUGCGAAAAUGUAACAAGAAGGCCAAUUUGAUAUGGCAGUUUGAGCAUUCAUUCCACCUAGAUGAGAGAUGA
Euleptes europaea (tarantolino) is the source of this 2145-nucleotide messenger RNA. RefSeq names its product polypeptide N-acetylgalactosaminyltransferase 15 (gene GALNT15). Bases 229 to 2145 code for a protein of 638 amino acids. The transcript is spliced from 10 exons. NCBI's taxonomy places the organism in Eukaryota, Metazoa, Chordata, Lepidosauria, Squamata, Sphaerodactylidae. Gene Ontology annotation, cellular component: Golgi apparatus. The record is from RefSeq and is a predicted model, not a curated record.